Salmo salar (Atlantic salmon) is the source of this 2687-nucleotide messenger RNA. NCBI's taxonomy places the organism in Eukaryota, Metazoa, Chordata, Actinopteri, Salmoniformes, Salmonidae. The record is from RefSeq and is a predicted model, not a curated record.
AGCCACACUUGCCGUAUGAGACUGGUUUCUGCUAUCUGUGGUUUUCCUGUGAACAAACUCCACAUCUACUUCUCUACUCAAACAAUCCUCUCUGACACAGUCACCAUCUUCUGUGAAGUCAGACUAACAGUCUGUACAUGCCUGACAAAUGUCGUUGUUCGUCCCUGAUAUGGCUGGUCAUCUGUUUUUGGUCAUCCUCCUUUUUGUCACCUUCCAACACAUCGAAGCCCAAGGUCAUUAUCCAAAACCAGACAUUACAGUCCAAUUUGAUGAGGACUUCACCAUCAUCUGUUUGAUUCCUGGAUCGGUCAGUCCUGACAGCACCUGUAACCUGUAUGUUGGAGAGGAGAGUCAGCCAUCCUUCACAGCAAAGAUCAAGAAGAGAAAAGCCACCUCAGCACCCAGAGAGGAGUUCUGUCAAUUCACUCCAAAACAUAGUGAUCUGAUCAGUGGUCUUCAGUCAGUGAGGAGUAAGGAGGUGAGCUGUGACUACGGAGUGAGCUCAGGACCAAACUCUCUCUCUCCACGCAGUGAUGGGUACAGCUUUGCAGAUCUGGUGGGAGUUCACAUUAGUGAUCCAACAACUAAACACUUUCCAGCAGCAGGUUCGACUGUUAGUUCUACUUUGACCCCCAACACUCCAGUGAGACCAACUACCUAUAGGCCCACUAAAUUUCUCUUCUCACCAGGUUUGACCUCUCCUUUGACCCCCAGUACAGCACUGAAUCCAUCAUCAGGUUCGACUCUUAGUUCUACUCUGACCACUGACACUCCAAGUAAAGGUCAAAGCUCAACAGACAUUGUUGUGAAUUCAAACAGUCAAGAAAGUGUUCCAUUAAGUUCGACUCUUACUUCUUCUUUGACCCCUGGCUUCACAGUGAGACCAACUACAAGUUUGACCUCUCCUUUGACCCCCAGCACAGCAGUGAAUCCUCCAUCAGGAGGUCAAAGCUCCACAGAAAGUGUUCUGGCAGGUUUGACUGUUACUUCUACUUUGACCCCUGACAUCACAGUGAGACCAACUAGAGGUCAAAGCUCCACAGACAGUGUUGUGGCAGAUUCGACUGCUCCUUUAACUUUGACUCCUGACAUCACAGUGAGACCAACUACAACUGUGCAAUUAUGGCAGGCAGUAGUGGGUGUGGCUUCUGGAGUGGGCGUGUUCCUGAUGGGAUUGACAGCUGUCUGUCUCUGCAGGAGGACCAAGAAACAUUCUCAGAGACCUACAGCCAGACAGGAUGAUCACAGACAAUUUUCUGUUCUAGAUGAUUUGGUGAUGGGAGCAGUGAACAGUGCAGGCAUGUUGGAUUCAAAGGAUGCUGGGAUCUAUUCUCUCAUCACCUCUGUACCGUCCACAUUUUUGCCUUCAGGCCAUGUUCAAGAGAAUGGACAGUCAUCGGAAAAAGACAAUUCUGAUACGUACCACGUAUACAGCUCAAUCCCCGACAGACCAGCAACCUCAGCCCAGCCAGAUGGGUUGUACAGUCUUCUGCAGACACACUGAAACUACACCAGUGGCUCUCUGUAUGUCUCACAGAUAUACUCUGCCAUCCCAUGGCAAAAUGUGUAGAACUGCAGGAAAUAAGCUUUAAAACUGAAUUUCUUUCAACCCCAUGGCACAAUAUGUACAAUCGCAGGAAAUUAGCUUUAUAACUGCAAAGUUCUCUCCACCCCAUGGCAAAAUGAGUAGAAUUGCAGGACAUUAACCUUAAAGCUGCAAAUGUUUCACUCCCCUGUCAUGAGGGGGGCCACUAAAAUGUUUUGCUCGCUCAAGGCCCCCAAAAUGCUAGAAACUGCCCUGAUUUUCUGUAGCACACAUGGACACCUGGCUUCGGUUACUGUGUUAGUAUUUCUAUUUGGGGGAGUUGGAGGGGUCCGGGGCAUACUCCCCAAAAUCUUGAAAUCAAAAUAGAUCAAAAUGAAAUAUUUAGGUGUUACAUUUUUUUACAUCGUUGGCAACAUCAUCAACACUGAAAAAUACAGAUUUCCUAAAUGUUAUUAAAAUCUCCCCAGUACCCCAUGUGUACAUGUUAUUUGACGUCAAUUUACUCAGCACUUCAGAGUCUCCCUUUCAAUGUGCAGUGUUGUAGACACAUUCUAGAGUUUUAGUUCAAUGACUGCGAAGCAGUUAAGUUGUAAAUGUUGUGAGACCAUAGCUUUCAUGACAAUUUUUUUUCUCCAGUUAACUUUGGAGAUGAGCCUAUUUUGACCAUCCUGAUCUCGUGAGUCUACAGGUGUAGGAUCUUAAUUUGAGCCAGUUUGCUACAGCAGGAAAAUAAUCCUGCAGCUACUGGAAAUGUGAAUUAAUAUGUGGAUUGUAGUUAUUGGACAUUUCUGUAGGGGUUGAUACAUUUAAAUGACAAACUUUAGAAUCCCAAAUACACUAUACAUUUGCAUUUCCUGCUGUAGAGGAAAAUUCUCAUAAAAAAAGAGUGAUCAAAUUAAGGUCCUACAUCUGUACAAUGUUUCGAUACACACUAGAGUCCAGCAGUAAGGAUGGUGGAUCAGGCUAUGGGGGAUGGCUUCUUUUGUUUAAAAAAGUGGUGAUCCGCCAUGACCUCCUAAUCCCUCUUCUAUAAGAUUCUUGAUAUACAGUAAAUACAAAAUCCUACACUUCUUUGCUCUGUUUGAAACGCUCUCUUCUGUAAAACAAAAAAAGCAUGCAGAAUAAAUUGAAUUCAACCAUU